AUGGUUAAUCCUUUACUCGUAGCUCUCCUUUCAGCUCCUGUAUGGACAAUCGUGUUUAUCCUUGUAUCUCUGGUAGUCAAUAUAAAUUUGCCUACCAAAGAGCUUUGGGAUUUCCGAAAUCGCAUUGUUUCCUUCAUCCACGGACUCUUUUUACUUGUUUCAACCACAAUGGCAAUUUCAUCCGGCCGGCAAAUGGGAGACCUAAAUGACGACUUUGAAAUCACGGUAAUAGCGAUUUCUUUAGGCUAUUUUAUUUAUGAUACAUUGUGUAUGUGGAAGUUUGGGAUCUAUGAUAACUUUAUUAUGCUUCAUCAUGGCCUUACAAUUAUUGGAGAAUUAACUGGGGUUUCAGGAACAUAUGGCACAAUUGAAAUUAUGUAUGGAACUUUUAUGGGAAUUUAAAAAUUAAAUAUAAAUAUUUAUUUAAAAAUUAUUUUUGGCGUAAUUUAUAUAAAUUUAUUAAAAAUUUAAAAAAAUUGGCAUAUAAAAUUAUGUCUAUGACAUGUUAAUUUAUUUUGAAAUUUUAAAAAUCAAUUAUGAAAACAAAAGAAAUUUAUGAAAGGAAUUAUAGAAAUUUAUUUUCCAGUAAAAUCUCAUAAAAUUAAUUCAAGCAUAAAUAUUUUGACCCAACUUUUUUCGCUGAAGUUUCCAAUCCAUUCUUACAUAUAUCGUUUUCUUUAAAUAUAAUUAAUAAAAAUAAAGCUUUAUUUUAUCAAUAUAAGGUAAUUAGGCUUCCUACAAUAGAUUUAAUUUUAUAUUUAAAGAAAAAAGAAUAUAAAAGAAAUCCUUAAAUGUGCUGGUCAGAAGGAAACAAAGUCCCAUUUGCUUGCUGAAUUAGUGUUUAUAGUAGCCUUCUUCAUUGGGAGAUUUAUUCUUGGGCCACCUAUAACUUAUGGAGUCGUAACAUCAUGGAAUGUUUUUUGGCUGGUAAGACUUAUGGGAUUUCUAUUAGAAAUGCAAUCAUUUAAGUGGGCGUAUACUAUGUAUUUUAUUGUGAAGAAAAGAUAUAGAGAAUACAAAAUAAGGUGCAAAACAGGACAAAGUUUGCCUUGGUUUGUGGAGAUUAAGAAAGAUAAGUAG
This is a messenger RNA of Blepharisma stoltei, 1080 nucleotides long. The record is from the annotation of a GenBank genome assembly. Lineage: Eukaryota; Ciliophora; Heterotrichea; Heterotrichida; Blepharismidae.